Messenger RNA from Cetraspora pellucida, 792 nucleotides. NCBI's taxonomy places the organism in Eukaryota, Fungi, Glomeromycota, Glomeromycetes, Diversisporales, Gigasporaceae. The record is from the annotation of a GenBank genome assembly.
AUGAGUAUUAUAAUCGGACCCGCGAUAGCUGUUGUAACAUCAUUCUUAGCAUUAACUGUAGUUUUAUUGUCAUUUAUCGGACUAGAGAAAUUUGAGCUGCCUAUUGCGGCAAAUUCUACAUUAACCGGAUAUCCAACAUGGCAUCCUGAUGUUCCAGCUUAUUUGAUCCUUGAUGUUGGGAAAUUAUGGUCCCCAAUUGGAUUAUUAUAUAAUGUUGCAGAGAUUUCGUUAUUAGCAUGUAUUCAUUAUGGUGGAAAGAUUACUGCGAUUAAGUAUUGGGCAUGGGUACUUAGAUAUGUGGUUAUAGUAAUCAUUGGUCAAAGUAUACAGGUGGCACUCGUAAUUACUUUCUUUCGUUUGUACUUUACCACUCGUAGAAAACUUCACGAACAUGAAAGUAGCCUUCCAAUAAAUAUUGAACGUGAAAACCCAGAGCCAAGUGAUCCACCAGAAGAUGCUAUUCCACACGAACCUAGCUCUGAAUAUCCACUUCCCUUAAGUUUCUUACCUCAACCAAAACAAAUUGUAACUUUGAUUGUCGCUUCAAGUGUUCAUCUUUUUGGUGAUUCUAUAUUUGUAAUAUUUCUGAAUCAUCCUAACGCUUAUCUAUUGAGUGCUUUAAGUUAUGCAUUAUCAUAUGGAAUUUUCGCUUACUACAUUUGGUUAGAUACUCAUUGUUAUAGAAUUUUACCUAGAAAACGUAUUUAUGCUCCUGAAACAAGUACCUGGAAACUUUUUGGUAUUGAUGUUAGAGAAACGUUAACUUCUUUGGAUAAAAUGAUUCGGGAAUGA